GGUACAUUUGUUCCUUACCUCAAAUUCAAUGCUGUAAAUGCAACGGCAGCUCUUAACUCUUCUUUUAAUAAGUUCUUAGCCUAAAAAGCUUCCAGUUCCAUCUUCCUUCAUUCACGUCGCAAAAUAUCUAAAGUGCAACACCUGCGCAUUUAUAGAUAAUACUACUUCAUUCGUUUGUGAUUGUGCCCUUCAAUCAUCCACAGGUAUACUACCUGUACUACCUUUUUAAGAAAAACAACAAAUAAUACCGUCAUCAUGGGAUCCGACAUUGAAAUCGAGAUGGACAUUGACGAGCCUGGCUCCCCCCAAGCCACCCAGGCCAAUGUCAGCGAUAUGCAAACACACACCAAGGCCACCGCCGUGCGAUCGAUCGAGGGCUGGAUCAUCAUGGUCACAAAUGUGCACGAGGAGGCCGACGAAGAGGCCUUACACGACAAGUUCGCCGACUUUGGCGAGAUCAAGAAUCUCCACCUAAAUCUAGACCGUCGAAGCGGUUACGUCAAGGGCUACGCUUUAAUCGAGUACGCGACCCUAGACGAGGCCCGCGCCGCCAUCGACGGCGCGCACCACACGAAGUUGGUGGAGCAGGCCAUCGAGGUCGACUUCGCAUUUGUUCGACCACCGCCAGGAAAGGGCAAUAGAGGACCCCGCCAGUCGCAUCGCGGUCGAGGACGAAGCCGAAGCCGCAGUCCGGAGGGACACAAGGAUGGGGAUAGAGAGUAGUGGCUUGACCCUCGUCUCCGUAGCAACCCACCACCUCAUGCCUAAAUUUCUGGUGGUAUAGGCAUUUGAGGAUGGACGUAUAUAUGGCUGGCUGGAGUGCUAGGAAGUUACGCCCUGGUCUUAGCCGAUAUGUCGCCAGAAUAAAGAAGGACAUGUCGGCAUGUAACUCGUCUCCGUAUAGGUAGGUCAAACGCCAGCUAUUCUCCUUGGAAGAGGAACUUUUGCUAACAGGAACUUUUAGUUGUGAUACGAUGACAACAUCUACAAUGCCUACGUGCUUUACAUCUGGAAUUAGGAAGGCUAGCUAGAGCUGGAGUUAUGUCUAGACAUACGUGGUAGUUUCUAGUUAAGCUUAGAACUGCAUAGUACUCUAACCUAUCCUGUUCAACAAAGCUCGUUCCAGACCAUUUCUCGAGACCAUAUCUUUGUUCCGUACUGAAUUAUGUGAAUUAUGACAAGUGAUAAAUGAUAGAAAUAUUAUUGUAUGG
This is a messenger RNA of Hypoxylon fragiforme, 1211 nucleotides long. RefSeq names its product RNA-binding domain-containing protein. Bases 256 to 723 code for a protein of 155 amino acids. The transcript has 2 exons. Lineage: Eukaryota; Fungi; Ascomycota; Sordariomycetes; Xylariales; Hypoxylaceae. Gene Ontology annotation, molecular function: mRNA binding. Gene Ontology annotation, biological process: RNA splicing. Gene Ontology annotation, cellular component: exon-exon junction complex; nucleus; cytoplasm. The record is from RefSeq and is a predicted model, not a curated record.